Batrachochytrium dendrobatidis JAM81 is the source of this 716-nucleotide messenger RNA. RefSeq lists its product as uncharacterized. NCBI's taxonomy places the organism in Eukaryota, Fungi, Chytridiomycota, Chytridiomycetes, Rhizophydiales. Bases 15 to 497 code for a protein of 160 amino acids. The record is from RefSeq and is a predicted model, not a curated record. The transcript has a single exon.
UGUCUGAGCAUCAUAUGUAUCGCGGACCACCGCCAGUGCUUCCUCGGCAGCAACCUCCCGUUCAUGCAUCUCAGCAUUCACAGCAACAUCCGUAUGCGGGAUACGGACAUUAUUCUUACACAGUGCCAUCUUCACACUUGGCUGCCCCUCGUUCUAACGACUAUUCUCCGGGGCCUCCACUGAUGUCGAUACAGUACCCUCCACAUCCAGCUCAGCCCGAAUAUUCUCAAGAUCGUCGGGGGUCUCUGGUAAACCAUGCCAACCACUCCCAAUAUCGAGCCUCGCCACUAUACCAAUUUCCUGGGAAUGCUGGCCCUAAUGAUGAUCCAAGCAGAGGUUCAGCCACUCCAUUGAGAUAUCCUUCUUAUCCUCCUUCCUAUCUGCCGCACCCCGUUCAUUCAUCACAGCACUCGAAUCAGCAGAUGAAUCCCCCAUCAACAAGCACCCACGAUGCGGCUUUUGAUUCGAGCCCGCCCACUAUUGAUCGAUCAGCUUAGAUUCUAUGGUUUUGCCAUUAUGCAUUUGAUGUUUAUUCAACAGCAUCUUGGUUUCGUGGAUGUGUUGUUUUAGAGAUGCCAGUGUUGAGCAGUGAUUUCAUUUAUUCAAAUCAAGCAGAUUAGUUAGAUUCAAUGACUUUGAAAAUCUAUUAUGAAUUACAGUCGUACUCACAUAAAAUGGACCAUUAAAUAAAGGUGUCAGCACAUGAGUGAUUUCGU